Molecule: messenger RNA, 387 nt
Organism: Mycotypha africana
Lineage: Eukaryota; Fungi; Mucoromycota; Mucoromycetes; Mucorales; Mycotyphaceae
Exons: 3
Coding region: 1-387 (128 amino acids)
Biological process (GO): positive regulation of TOR signaling; cellular response to amino acid stimulus
Cellular component (GO): Ragulator complex
Molecular function (GO): molecular adaptor activity; guanyl-nucleotide exchange factor activity
Source: RefSeq, a predicted model, not a curated record
AUGUUAAAACCCAAAGUCAUCGCUAAUGUCCUAAGUCAAACAACAAAUAAUGGCAUCAAAGCAUCAAUUAUAAUGACAAGUGAAGGAUCUCUAAUAUCGUUUGCUGCAGACAACGACAAAGAUGCAAGCACUUAUUCAGCAAUAUGCGCAAACAUAUGGAACACUUACAAAAAAAUGAAUACCGGGGCUUACAAAAAGUUACAGUCGCAGCUUGUUUAUUGUGAGAACGGAGUUGUUCUCGUCACUUGUGUCGGUAACAUGUUACUAUGUUUGGUUGCAUUGCCCUCUACUGACUUGGGCAUUUUGAAGGCAAAAGCAGAAGCUAUAAAAUCCCACCUAAAAGAACCUUUAACCCAAAUUGCAACGUCUGAAGGCUAUCCAUUGUGA